UUUCAGUUGGUACAGUGCGUGCACAGAACACGGACACAACAGAUAAAUACAACUCUACUGUUUUAUUUUACCUCUUUUCAUUUGUGUUUUCUUUUGUUUUCUCAUUCAUCACUACCGUUUCGUUUUGUUUUCUUUGCCUCGCCCUCAUUCCUUUUUCAAACCUCGAAACCAAACAAGGGUUUCUUUUAUUUCUUUUUUUUUUUUUUUAAUUUCCCAUUUCCCCUUCACUUCAGACUCCAAUUUUCUCCUCUCCCAAUUUGUUUCAUUCCUUGAUUGUCACCAAAACCGUUUUUCCCUCUCAUCUAUUCAAAUUUCCUGGAAUUUGCAACUAUGGGGUGUGUUUCAGAGAAGCCAAGCUGCAGGACCCUCUGUGUUCAUCUUCUCCGGUACCCAUGAUUGUUUUUGGCUGAAAGUUGUUAACUUGGUUGCUGGGUUUUGGUAACCCAAGUGGUUGAAGAAGGGUAGGGGAGGAAUCGGAGUAAUUGUUGAAAAAGUGGGGUUUAGGGUUUUUGGCGGGCUACGGAAUUUGUGAUUGAAUUAGGGUUGUUGAGUGCAUGAGAGGUAGAAUUGUGUUGUGAUGGAUGUGGAGGAAACUGAGGAGUUGGUGUCUUUGGACACAGAUUUGUUGCAGCUUCAGGAGGUGUCUCCUUUUGCACUGAAAUCGAGUCAUUGUGUUGUUGAGGAGCUAUUCACGCAGUGGCUUUCGCUUCCGGAUACUUGUCGCCUGGUUAAGUCAUUGCUUGCUGAUGCAAAGGCAGGAGCUGCUUUGAGUACACUUGAGAACUCAACAAGCACAAAUGCUCUGUCAAGCAAUUCUCUACCUUCCUUGUUUCCUGCCGGGAGUACACCACCACUUUCUCCACGUAGUUCAUCUGGUUCCCCACGCACCACAAAACAGAGGAAUAGUCCUUCAUUAGGAUCUCCACUAAAACUAGUCAGUGAACCUGUAAGGGAGGUCAUUCCACAGUUCUACUUUAAAAAUGGCCGUCCACCACCAAAUGAAAUGAAAGAGCAUUUCCUGUAUCAAAUUGAUAGUCGGUUUUAUGGCCAUGUGAAUGGUCUGCAAUUACAUGAAUUUAAGUCUGUUGCAAAAGAGCUCUGCAAACUUCCCUCAUUUUUCUCCACUGCUCUUUUCAGAAAGAUUGAUGUCAAUUUUACUGGAACCAUAACAAGGGAUCAAUUUAUAGACUAUUGGAUUCGGGGCAAUAUGUUAGCUAUGGAUUUAACCACACAAAUAUAUACAAUACUGAAGCAACCAUACCGAACAUACCUUGCACAGGAUGAUUUCAAACCUGUCCUGAGGGAACUAUUAUCCACUCAUCCUGGAUUGGAGUUUUUGCAAAGCACGCCUGAAUUUCAGGAAAGAUAUGCUGAGACUGUCAUACAUAGAAUAUUUUACUACAUGAAUAGGUCAGGAAAUGGCCGACUUACACUGAGAGAAUUGAAACGUGGGAACCUAAUUGAUGCAAUGCUUCAUGUAGACGAGGAAGAGGACAUUAACAAGGUUCUGAGGUACUUCUCAUAUGAGCACUUUUAUGUCAUUUACUGCAAGUUUUGGGAGCUCGACACAGAUCAUGACUUUUUCAUUGAUAGAGAGAAUCUUAUUAAAUAUGGGAACCAUUCUCUUACCUAUCGGAUUGUUGAUAGAAUUUUUUCCCAGGUUCCAAGGAAAUUUACCAGUAAAGUUGAAGGGAAGAUGAACUACGAAGAUUUUGUUUAUUUUAUACUUGCGGAGGAAGAUAAGUCAUCCGAACCUAGUCUAGAAUACUGGUUCAAAUGCAUUGAUUUGGAUGGAAAUGGAGUGCUGACACCAAAUGAAAUGCAGUUCUUUUAUGAGGAGCAGUUGCAUCGGAUGGAGUGCAUGGCCCAAGAGCCCGUGCUUUUUGAAGAUAUAUUGUGUCAGAUUGUAGAUAUGAUUGGACCAGAGAAUGAGGGAUAUAUCACAUUACGAGAUGUUAAAGGAAGCAAACUUUCUGGAAAUGUUUUCAACAUUCUUUUCAAUCUCAACAAAUUUAUUGCUUUCGAGACUCGUGAUCCCUUUCUCAUACGGCAGGAACGUGAGGAUCCAAAUUUGACCGAGUGGGAUCGUUUUGCACAUAGAGAGUAUAUUAGGCUUUCCAUGGAAGAAGAUGGCGAAGAUAUGUCAAAUGCCAGUGGAGAUGUCUGGGAAGAAUCACUUGAAGCCCCUUUCUGAGGUUUAAUUAGGUGAAUCAAUCGAAGGCAGUGUAUUGUGGCCCCUGAAUAUGACAUGACGGUAAAUGUCUACUAAUAGUGUGCUGUGCUCUAGAGAGAAGUUUCCCUGAUAUCUGUUUUAGUAAGAAACUAAGAAUAGCAAGUGCCCUGAACAGGGUACGAGCAGGUGCAGAUUUGUUGUUCUUGUUCAUAUACAUAUUUCUUAGAAUUAUCUUAUCAAAUUAAAUUUCUGUAAAAAAAUCAUGGAGAGUUUUUUACUUCAGUUUUUUGUUUCCUUCUUUUUUUUUCUUUUACAAAUUUCAUCACUGGUCAAUUGUAUUAAACUUUCAACGUUUUUCUUGUUAUACAGUGAAGAGAAAGUGCCAUAUCCUUUACCUAAGGAUCUGCAGUGCUGUUUUUUCUUU
Molecule: messenger RNA, 2597 nt
Organism: Vigna unguiculata (cowpea)
Lineage: Eukaryota; Viridiplantae; Streptophyta; Magnoliopsida; Fabales; Fabaceae
Product: serine/threonine protein phosphatase 2A regulatory subunit B''beta-like
Biological process (GO): protein dephosphorylation
Cellular component (GO): protein phosphatase type 2A complex
Molecular function (GO): protein phosphatase regulator activity; calcium ion binding
Source: RefSeq, a predicted model, not a curated record